This is a messenger RNA of Mastomys coucha (southern multimammate mouse), 2175 nucleotides long. RefSeq names its product cyclic nucleotide binding domain containing 2 (gene Cnbd2). The record is from RefSeq and is a predicted model, not a curated record. Bases 142 to 2151 code for a protein of 669 amino acids. Gene Ontology annotation, biological process: spermatogenesis. The transcript is spliced from 13 exons. Lineage: Eukaryota; Metazoa; Chordata; Mammalia; Rodentia; Muridae. Gene Ontology annotation, molecular function: cAMP binding.
GCUUUGUCUGCGUCUGCACGAGAAUGAGGUAAGAGAGACCCGCGGAAGGGCAGAGACCGCGCACCGGCGGAACGCGCACUCAGGACAGCCCGCGGGCGAGCCGAGCUUACCUCUGCCAGCGGAGCUCCUCGGUGGCCGGAAAUGCACCAUUCCGUGAGUCCGGAAGCCGCGUCCCCUACAAGUCACGUGAAACUUGAGCUGGGGAAGUCCCUUAGGCUGUCCGCAGAUGCCAGCUCUUCAUCCAGUAAGGAUGGCGGCACUGGAGAGUCCCCAUUGGAGCGGAAGGAGAAGACGGACUUGAGAUCUGAGUCGGAGUCGGAUUCCAGAUCGGGGGAAGAGGAGAAAGAGGAUAAGAUAAAGGCGGAGACACUCCAACCGAAGGAAAGCCCUGGCUUUCAGAUUAACCUAUCGUCACAGAAGGUAAAGCGCUGGACAGCAAAAAAGGAAAACAGACUGUACCAGUUCAUCAUAGACAUCAUCAUGAUGAGUCGAGUGUGCAAGAUGUUCCGUCAAGGCCUCAGGGGAUUCCGGGAAUAUCAGAUCGUUGAGCCUGUUCACAAGAGGCAUCCAAUCUUCUCAUUCUGGGAUAAAAAGAAGCAAGGCCGCAUCUCGUUUGAUACUGAAGACUUCGCUGCAGAGGAGGGUCACUUCCCUCCGAGGGCCAUUUCUAUCACACAGAAGCAGCCAUCCUGGAGGACCAACCAGGAGAUCCAAGACCUCUGCAAUAUCCUGCAGGCUCUAGACUGCUACCGCAACUACACAGAGUCUUUACAGCUGCUCCUGGCCAAGGUCAUGCGCUUUGAAAGGUUUGGUCGCCGGCGUGUAAUUGUCAAGAAGGGGCAGAGAGGCAAUAGCUUUUAUUUCAUCUACCUGGGCACGGUGGCUGUGACGGAGGAUGAGGACGGGAGCAGUGCUUUCCUGGACCCUCACCCAACACUGCUGAGCAGGGGUGGCUGCUUUGGGGAAAUGGGCCUUCUGAGCACCGCAGUAAGGAGGGCCACGGUGGUCUGCAUGGAGGAGACAGAGUUCCUGGUGGUGGAUAGAGAGGAUUUCCUUGCAAAUAAGCUGGGUGAUGAAGUUCAGAAGGAAACUCAGUAUCGGUACAAUUUUUUUAGGAAGUUGGACAUGUUCCAGUCUUGGUCUGAGGAGAAGCUCUGGAAGCUGGUGUCUUUGGGAAGGAUAGAGAAGUUUGCAUAUGGACAGAUGGUGUCUAAAGACUUUACGAAUUCGGCAUUUAUCACAUUUAUCUGCAAGGGCAGCUGUGAGAUCCUGCGAAUGGUAGCCCUGGGGGACUGUCGUGCCUAUUACAAGUGGGUCUGGCAGCAACUGGAGCUGUUGGACCACAAGCCUCUGAGAGUUCACAACAGUGAAAUAUCUCCAAAGGAAAGAUUUAAGGAAUUUCAGAUCAAAUCCUAUCCUCUACAAGACUUCACUUAUUUAAAACUUCUACGUCUCCAGAAAGCCAGAGAGCAACAGGGAAUACUCGUCCACAGGAAGCCCAACAAAGCAGAAAAUAAUCUCCCCAAGUUGCUGGGCCCAAAGAUCAAAUCCAAGUAUGGCCAUCCAGUCAAAUGUUCCAUGAUCAACACCAAGUUUGGUGAACUCCCCAAGGAGGCCAUGGUGGGGGUCUACAUGAAGGUCCACAAGAUGGAGGACGGAGAGGUGGUGGGCCUCCACGAGGCCUUUCUUCCAGAAAUCCAGCGUGAUCCUCGGCCCUUCAUCCUUCUGAGCCUGGGAUCAGAGUUGAUACGAGUAAGAAAAGAGAAGUUUUAUGACAUGGCUGACGAGGAGACGAAAGCAAAGAUAAUAAAGAUGGACGCGGACUAUCCCAGUGACGAAGACCUGUGUCAGAGGUUCCUGGAGGAAAACGACUGGAAUAUCUUUCGAAAGGAUCUGAUGCGGUUACUGGUGAAGCCGCUCAACAAGCAGCCAUUCACCCCGGCCCAGACCAAGAAGAAAGAGAUCUACAACCCUAAGUCUCUGUUCCUGGAUUUGUGUAGCCUUGAGAAGAAGGUGAAACUUCACCAUCCUGUUUUCCUGGCGCCCCAGAAAUACCUGCCCCCCUUGAAGAUUGUCCAGGCCAUCUCAGCACCCCGGCACAAAAUCCAAGAACUUCUGCCUCAGUACAAAAAUGCAGGCGUCCUUGUUUAGGACAAAUAAAGUACGUUCAGAUGA